Knipowitschia caucasica is the source of this 486-nucleotide messenger RNA. Lineage: Eukaryota; Metazoa; Chordata; Actinopteri; Gobiiformes; Gobiidae. The record is from the annotation of a GenBank genome assembly.
AUGCUGAACAAUGCUGCACCUCUGCCUCCGCUCCGACGACAUGGGGACAACAUGAAAGGCUUCAGAGGCUGCCUAGAGCACGACCUGCUAGGCACCAGCCAAGUGUCCAUGGAGUGUUUGCAGGCCCCCGCCCGGCCCCCCAAACCCCUCCCCAGACACAUCCACUCAGGGAAAGCCCACGGGCUGGAAGCGGAGAACGUGGACGCCAAGAUCGCCAAGCUGAUGGGUGGCGCCAAACCCCAACUCUUCCUAGAGCCCGUCUGGCACCAAGCUAAACACAUGUGGGACUUAUUUCAAAGAAGCCUUAAAGAUCCAGACCUGGACCACGGCCGGAUCCACAGUCUCAGCCCGAAAGCUUCACGUGGGCGACAGAGUGGUUCUGGAAGCGGCCUGAGGUGGGCGUGGGCGACAGAGUGGUUCUGGAAGCGGCCUGAGGUGGGCGUGGCGGUGUCAGUGGGCGACAGAGUGGUUCUGGAAGCGGCCUGA